CCUCUCCUGUGCCACAUGGGUCCUCUGACAUCCAUCAGGACCAUGCGGCUCUGGGGGCCUCGAAGCCUGGGGGUGGCUCUGGGAGUGUUCAUGACCAUCGGAUUUGCCCUCCAGCUCUGGGGCGGGCCCUUCCAGAGGAGGCUCCCCGGGCUACAGCUCCGACAGCCCUGGGCCCGCUCCCCGCAGCCAGCUGCUGCGUCCUGCCUGCCCCGGCAGCGACUCGUAUUCCUGAAGACACAUAAAUCUGGGAGCAGCUCUGUGCUCAACCUGCUUCAUCGUUACGGAGACCGGCACGGACUGCACUUUGCCCUCCCGGACCGCUACCAGUUUGGCUACCCAAGACUCUUCCAGGCUUCUCGGGUCAAAGGCUACCAUCCCCAGGACAAGGUGGGCGGCCAGACCCCCUUCCACAUCCUCUGUCACCACAUGAGAUUCAACCUAAAAGAGGUACUUCAGGUCAUGCCUUCUGACAGCUUCUUCUUUUCCAUCGUCCGAGACCCUGCGGCCCUGGCCCGCUCGGCCUUCUCCUACUACAAGUCUACCUCGUCCGCCUUUCGCAAAGCGCCAUCCUUGGCUGCCUUCCUGGCUAAUCCUCGGGCAUUCUACCGGCCCGGGGCCCGUGGGGACCACUACGCCCGCAACUUACUGUGGUUUGACUUUGGCCUCCCUUUCCCCCCUGAAAUGAGGACCAAGAGAAAGAAUCUUCUUCUCCCCAGCCCCCAGCUGCACAGCUUGCCUUCUGCCGCUGGCCCUCAAGCUCAGAACAAGGACCUCAGUGCUGUCUUCCAACCCAUCUCCACUGUCGCUGAGGGUCACGGCCGGACCGCCAGCCCUGCCUCAUCAGACUCGGGGUCCUUGUCGUUCAUCCAGUGGGGUCUGGCUUGGCUAGACUCUGUGUUUGACCUGGUCAUGGUGGCAGAGUACUUUGACGAGUCAUUGGUUUUACUGGCGGAUGCCCUGUGCUGGGGUCUGGAUGAUGUGGUAGGCUUUGUGCACAAUGCCCAGGCUGGAGGUGAGCAGGGACACGGUGCUGCUGGCAACGGUGGACAGACGGCUGAGGAGCGCCAACUGACCGCUCGUGCCCGAGCCUGGAACCACCUGGACUGGGCUCUCUAUGUCCACUUCAACCGCAGCCUGUGGGCACGGAUAGAACAGUAUGGCCAGAACCGUCUGGAGGGCGCUGUGGCCCAGCUCAGGGCCCGCCGGGAGGCCCUAGCUAAACGUUGCCUUGAAGGGGGUGAGGCUUUAGACCCCAAAUACAUCUCUGACCGGCGUUUCCGCCCCUUCCAGUUUGGGUCAGCCAAGGUUUUAGGCUACAGACUUCGGAGUGGGCUGAGCCCCGGUGACCAGGAGGAGUGUGAACGCCUGGCCACCCCUGAACUCCAGUACAAAGACAAGCUGGCUGCCAAGCAAUUUCCCCCUACGGUCUCGGUGCCCCUCAAGACAGCCAGGCUACUGGCCCCAUAGACACCUCUAGAGAUCCCCCAGGUAAGAGCCCUUAAGUUAGCAGGGGGCA
Ochotona curzoniae (black-lipped pika) is the source of this 1516-nucleotide messenger RNA. It is a transcript of the gene GAL3ST4, whose product is annotated as galactose-3-O-sulfotransferase 4. Gene Ontology annotation, cellular component: membrane. Bases 16 to 1467 code for a protein of 483 amino acids. Gene Ontology annotation, biological process: glycolipid biosynthetic process. The transcript is spliced from 3 exons. Lineage: Eukaryota; Metazoa; Chordata; Mammalia; Lagomorpha; Ochotonidae. Gene Ontology annotation, molecular function: galactosylceramide sulfotransferase activity. The record is from RefSeq and is a predicted model, not a curated record.